AUGUCAACCGAGUCCACGCGCCCACUCCUGCUACCGCAAAAUCGCAAACUCCGACAUCUGCGCGGUAUUGCCCUGAGGAACGUCGCUUUUUCACGACCCCGCGGGCGCACCAUCGAUGACGCCGCCCUGAAUAUUCAAAGCCCCGCGAAGCUCGAGUCGCUGCGGAACCCACCUCCACUACAUCAUGCGUUGUCAUCAGACGAUUUGCGACCUCCGACUGGGGGACGUAGGAGCACACAAUUGCCUAAUGCCAGCCCCGCCACUCGCCAGAAGAAGUUCGAGGAUGCCUUCGAGAGUAAACUGGCUGACGCCUUCUUCUCGUUGCACGUCGAGGGAGAAACGGAGGCGAUAUACAUAAGCGAGGUGGAAGAGCGCUCAACGGUAUGGUUUUAUACGUGGUGGCGAGAACUUGCCGACCUGGACUCGCGCAUUACGCAAUCACCCCAGCUGACGGUCAAGGUCUGGGCAAAGCGAAAUGAUACAUGGACGGCGUUACGGGAGGAUGAGGUCGACCUCCGAGCCCUCAAUUGGCUCGGUAGUUUGCAGGACGUCCACUUUCCGCCGAACAGCUUGGUCUUCCAUUUAGUCGAUGGUGUAUACUCGCUUGACCUGUCCGGAAAGUCCGCACCGCCAAAGCACACCGCUCCUGCGCCCACAUCAUCUUACAAUGCGCUGAUGAGACUGGCGACGCUGGACCAUUCGGUCCAAGACGCGCUCGCCACGCGCGAGCUCCUUACACAGCAAAUCAACGACCUCCUAGACCGCGAGACGAAGAACGAGGUGCCGGAAGCCGAGGACGCGCUCGCCCUGACGAACAAAUAUCUGGCGCAGCAACGGCGGGCCGUAGCAUUAGCCACGAAGCGGAACGCAGACCUGAAAGCAUCCAUCGCAGCGCGCAAGGAGGCCAUCGCCCAAGGCCGCGCUGCCCAAGCCAAAGCAGCCAAGGACGUGGAAAACGCCACCGAAAAGCUCGCCCAAUCCCAAGCCCUCCUCAGCAAAACCAAAUCCGACAUCCGCGGCCAACGCCGCCGCAUCUGCGAUGACCUCUCCCGCAUCUACAACAUCACCCCAGUCCCCCUCGGCCCGCCACUCUCCUUCCAAAUCUGCGGCCUCCCCCUCCCCAACAGCACCGCCUACAACUCCUCCUCCUCCACCACCACCACCACCACCACCACCAGUAGCAGCACUCCCACCCCCGCCCCGCCCACCGAAGACGCCCUCUCCGCCGCCCUCGGCCACGUCGCGCACCUCACCGACGCCCUGCAAUACUACCUCUCCGUGCCCCUGCCCUACCCCAUCCGCCCCUUCGGCUCCCGCUCCAGCAUCCGCGACGACAUCUCCCAGCUGCCCGACCCGCAGCGCGAGUUCCCGCUGUACGUGCCGCGCGGCGGGUCCGCCGCCCAGUUCCGGUUCGAUUAUGGCUGGUUUUUGCUGAAUAAAGAUAUCGAGGCGCUUUGUGCGUCGCAGGGGUUGCGGGUGGUGGAUAUCAGGCAUACGCUGCCGAAUUUGAAGUAUUUGUUGUAUGUGUGUAGUGCGGGGAGCGAGGAGGUGCCGGAGAGGAAGAGGGGCGGGGUGAGGGGGCUGUGGGCGGGGCGGAUCAGGGGCGGUGGGCUGCUGGGGGAUGAUGCGAGUAGUUUGGGUGGGGGGAGUAGUCGGAGGGGGAGUGAUGCGAGUGAGGUGGCGGGGAGGCAGAGGGAGGAGUUGAGGAGGGCGGCUGUUGGUGGUGGUGGUGCUGGUGGGCGGGAAGUUGGGAAUGGGAAUGGGAAUGGGAAUGUGGCGAAUGUGAAUGGGGAGCCGGGGUUGUUGCCGUUUGCUGAGGGGGGGAUGAAGUUGAGCUUGAGGACGAAGGGGUUGAGGGAGAGUGCAGCGCAAUGA
Molecule: messenger RNA, 1875 nt
Organism: Chaetomium globosum CBS 148.51
Lineage: Eukaryota; Fungi; Ascomycota; Sordariomycetes; Sordariales; Chaetomiaceae
Exons: 2
Coding region: 1-1875 (624 amino acids)
Biological process (GO): SNARE complex assembly
Cellular component (GO): lytic vacuole; endosome
Molecular function (GO): SNARE binding
Source: RefSeq, a predicted model, not a curated record